CUCAGAGGAAAAGCACACAACAGCUUCAGCUGAGCCGUCAAUCAGCAGCAGCCGCCUCAUCUGUGGGCCGCAGGGGCUGAUGGGAGGUUUGAGGAGGCGUCAGAAACCACAUGACCCUCGUCUGAGCUCACAGCUCGUCCUUGUUUGGCCUCAGCUGCAUCAGAGCUCCACUUCUCCCCAGCUUCACCAGAGGAAACACCACGGCACAAAAUGCUUUUCCUCCCAGCUGCUGCUCUGUGCUGUCUGUGUUCAGCGCUGGUUGCCAUGGCAGCAGAGCUGAUUCAGGACCAGUUAUCAUUGACCAGGAGAGUUGGUGACACAGUCUCGUUCAGCUGUGGAGGAACUGACCAGUGUGACGAUGAUUGGGUAUCCUGGUUCCAGAAGAAAGAGACAGAAACAUUCACACUGAUUCUUGCUAUUAACGGGAAUACUAGUGAAGUUAAUUCAGAUUUCAAUCAUCCUCAGAAAGAUGAUUUCACAGCUGUUAAGAAACCAAACGGCUGUGAGUUGAAGAUAGAGAAAGUUCAACUCUCUCAUUCAGCCUCCUACUACUGCUCCUGUCUGAAGAAAGAUCCCCACAGUGAGAAAUGAUCCCUGCAGCCUGAACAAAAACCUCCAGAUGAACAGAUGUCAAACAGUGUUAGUGACAGGAAGAGAGCAGGAAACCACAGCCCAGGUUCACAUAUUUCACCUCCAGCUCACACACUUUCUCUUGACUUUUCUUUGAUAUUGAUUGAUAUUUUGAUCAGAUAUUUCAGCAGGUUUCCUGUUGCUCCUCACAGUGAGGACAAAGAAGAAACACAGAAGCACAAUAAUAAAACAAGAUGAAGAGAAAACUAUCAAAGAAACUCAAUGAAUCAAAUCAGAUCCAACAGAAAAGCUGGAAACAACAAAGAAACUUUAAAUCACAUGAGAAAAAUUGGAGCAUUGACAUGUACAAAGACAAGUGUGAUGAGGCUCCAAGCCAAAGAUGACCAGGAGUCUACAGCCAAGCAGCAGCUCUGUGACGCUGGGCUUAGACACAGUGCUGCUUUCAGCUAAAUGCUAACAUGCUAACAGGCUGAAGUUUAGCAGCUACAAAGUUCAUCAUGUUGGUUGUUAUAGGAAAUGUUAGCAUGCUAACAUUGGACACAUUCAAAUGUGACCUGAUGAUGGCGCUAGAUGAAAAGUCAGAGCAUCACCAAAGUUAUUACAGUUCAUCCUCAGGGGAACAUGAACGUCUGAACCAAUUGAAAUGGGAAUAUUUGUUGAUAUAUUUCAGUGUGAAGAAAAAAGAAAAGAGAAGAAGAGACAGUCGUGUUGAUAUGAACAUUAGAGAAACACAUGAUGGAGCUGAAAUAUGAUCCUGGUUCAUAAUGUGGAUCCUUCACCUCAGCUGACACAUUCAGCAGCCGACAGGUUUUUGUAUCAGUCUUUUUCACUGUGGGAGGGAAAGUACUACGAGAUCUUUGGCUCUGGAACUAAACUGUAUGUAACAGAUGAGGCGGUAGUGAAGCCCGUGGUGAGCGUGUACCCAGCAGCACCCAGAGCCCACCCUGAGGGGAAGAGCUCCCUGCUGUGUCUGGCCUCAGCCAUGUCUCCUCCUCUGGUCCAGUUCUCCUGGAAGAGACAGAAGGAGGAUGGUUCUCUGGAGGAGCUGAAACCUGAUGAUGGAGAGCAGCUGGAGCUCAGAGAGUCGGGACGCACCGCCGCCAUCUUGCUGAUCCACCAGCCGGAGAACAGCACGUAUAAAUACCGCUGCUACGUCAAGCACGAGGGCGGCACAGUGGAGGCCCAAACACAACAAGAGGUUCCAGCUCCAGCAGCCCCCUGUCCUCCAGAGAGAGAGCCAGCACACCUGGCAGCUCUGCAGCAAGAUGACUUUGCAGUGGUUCCUCUGGAUCCUCUCCAGCCUCAGUGCAGGGUGAAGCUGCUCUGUCUGCUCUACACAGUGCUGAUAGUGAAGAGUCUGGUGUCCUGCUGUGGACUCUCUCUGCUGAUGAUCCUCACAAACAAGGGACCGUCCACCAACUGCAGACGUGCUGACUGACUGUUUUCUGCUCGUCUAUUCUCUCCAUCAAAUCUCAUCACUUCAUCUCAUUUAUCUCUUUGAUCCCUGUUUUAAAUUUAAGUCAAAUGAAUAUUUUUAUUCACAGGUUAUAUACAGUCUGCUUAAAAUUACAAAAACAUAUAUACACAUAUUUUCACUUAUUAAAUCUACAUUUUUUGUUUUUAAUCUUGAAAUUUUGCUGAAUCAUUAGCUGCUUGGUAGAUAUUUCACUGUGUAUGGUGUUUUUAUCCUCUUGUUUUUCAUUUCAAUACAUUUUAAUCUGAAAAAGAAUUCAUCAGUGUUACUCUGAAUACAAUGAAAAUCUAAUUUCUUUCACGGUUUACUAUUUUUUUUCUUUGAUUUUCUUUUGGUUUUGGAUUAAAUCAUCAGAAAAAAACUAUAUUGAAUAUUUUUACUGGCACAUUUAGCUAUUUAAUCCAUACAAGUAGUUGUGGGUGUACCACCAGGUUCAGUGCUGGGCCCCCUGAUAAUUUAGGUUGUAUAUUAAUCAUCUUUAAUAAUUGUCUCAGUGUGGAUGUGAAACUCUACACUGAUGACAGUGUUGUUUACAUCAGUACGCGCUUUUACAAACAUGAACAAUCAGAGAUGUGGUGAAACUAUAGUUGUUAUAAAAAUGAUCAAACAGCAACUUGAACAUAAGAGCAGAAGGUUAAAUUGUUAGGUGACCCAAAUGCAAGUUUAAUCUUAUAGUUUUAUCAUUACAAAAUAUAAGUGAACUAAGAAUUCUAUUUAUCCAGCGCACAGAAGCACAGACAGCUACACUGAUAACAACUGAAGCUUGAAUGUAAUUCACUAGAGGUCAGUGGAUUCAUGAGGUGAACUCAUUAACAUCUGGCCUGAUUGCGAUGCACAUACUUCUCUGACAACAGCUUGUGUUUUUGAUCAACUGUAACCUACUGAAAUAAAGAGAGCUGAGGUGAACCAA
Molecule: messenger RNA, 2975 nt
Organism: Seriola aureovittata
Lineage: Eukaryota; Metazoa; Chordata; Actinopteri; Carangiformes; Carangidae
Product: immunoglobulin lambda-1 light chain-like
Exons: 5
Coding region: 1340-2029 (229 amino acids)
Source: RefSeq, a predicted model, not a curated record